CGGAAAUCCGAAGUCGACCAGGCCACUCUUUCCUUCUCAACUAGUGAAAAGUUAAAAGUUUCUUCUUUCGCCGGAAAGCGGAAAUUAUAGAUCGCUCCGGGCCUCCGGCACCCACCCACCCGCAAUCUCUCUACGGCUCAAAACUCGUAGUGGGUUUCCAACAAAUCAACAUCUUUCUUCAACGGCAAAAUCCUCGUUAUCUUUCUGGUAAUCUAUUAUGACGACUGCAGCUCGACCCACAUGGGCACCUGCCAAAGGUGGCAACGAACAAGGUGGUACUCGAAUUUUUGGCCCUUCCCAGAAGUAUUCAUCCCGAGACCUUGCUGCUCAUACAAAUCUCAAGCCCAGAAAAGAAGGUCAGGAUACCCAGGAUGAGUUGCAAAAGAGAAACCUCCGUGAGGAGCUGGAAGACCGUGAAAGGAGGCAUUUCUCAUCAAAGGAUAAGUCUUACAAUGAGGACAGAGAUCGCAGAAAAGCAAGCAAUCUCCUAUUGGAAGGAACAAAGAGAGAGGUUGAAGACCGUAUUGUUCCACGCAGUGUGGAUGCUGAUGAUUCUGAUGUGGAUGAUAAUAAUGACAAUGAAAGUGACGAUGAUGACGACGACGACGAUGAUGAGGAUGACACAGAAGCUCUAUUGGCUGAGCUUGAACAAAUUAAGAAGGAGAGAGCAGAGGAGCAGCUACGUAAGGAAAAACAGCAGCAAGAAGAAGAGCUAAAAGCCAAAGAAGCAGAGCUUCUUCGAGGAAACCCACUGCUCAACAAUCCAACAUCUUUUAAUGUAAAAAGGAGGUGGGAUGAUGAUGUUGUGUUCAAGAACCAAGCUCGCGGUGAAACAAAGGCUCCAAAGCGCUUCAUUAAUGACACCAUUCGAAAUGACUUCCACAGGAAAUUCUUGCAGAAAUACAUGAAAUAAUUGUCUAUCUGAUUGGAGCCAGCCAGGACAUUGUUUGUAAUGCUAUGGGAGUGAGUGUGAGUUAAUUAAACUGAGAGUGAAGUUGAAUUUGAUGUCAGCUUGUGUUAAAAAUUUGUUUUUAUGUUUUGAUUUGGGCAAUCUAUGUAUUAUAUUAUAUUAUAUUAUAUAUAAAGAAAAUAACUUUCAUAACAGUGU
Molecule: messenger RNA, 1108 nt
Organism: Rubroshorea leprosula
Lineage: Eukaryota; Viridiplantae; Streptophyta; Magnoliopsida; Malvales; Dipterocarpaceae
Source: the annotation of a GenBank genome assembly